AGAGGAUAAAUUAAGUACGUUUUUAAUGUUUACCUGCUUAUAAGUAAAGCUUUUAUUUUGAAAAGGAUGUUCUCUGACCGGAAAUAUUUCAUGCAAGCGCUAACUCGUCAAACGUUGCACGUUGGGCUGCUGUUUUCACAACAUAAACCGCGUAUAAAACCCGAAGAUCAGACAGAUCCGGCCCGUAAACGCAGCUGAUUGCCCGCAUCAUGUCCAGCAUUCAGCUUCUCCGCGUGCUCGUUAACGAGCGGCUGUCUGCGGCCGCUGAGGAGAUCUUCGAGGCGGUUAAAAAAACCAUCGUUAACUACGAGGAGGAGAUCCUGCUCUCUAAACGGGAGAUCCACCGGCAGCGCAGGAUGCUGCGGACAGUUUUACAACCUGAAAUAAAAAUAAACAAACACUCAGGCCAACCACAGCUGGCUCUCUCCGUCUGGGACGAGGACUUGACCUCGGACCAGCAGCAGGGGCACUGCGAUCAGGAGUGGAGCUCCGGUCUGAACCAGGACGACCCGGAGCCCCCCCAAACUGAGAAGAGCCAGGUGGAGGACCACUCCAGCUGCCAGGAAGACGAGGAGGAGGAGGAGGAGGAGGAGAACACCAUCAGGUUCAUCUUCACUCCUCCGUACGUGAAGAACCAGCCUCAGUCCAGUUACCACAGCGCUAAAGGAGAAGGAGAUCCUCUGCCGAGCACUUCAGCUGAGCAGGAUCAACCAAAGGUGGAGGACGACGGCCCCGCGUCCUCCAGCUGUUCUGCAGCCGAACACGAAGACAGUGACGAGGAGUGGCGGGGGAGCGCGGGAACUCAGAGCGAAGAUGGCGACGGCGACAGCGACAGCGGCCGCAGGUGGAAGGAGAGGAAGCAGCCUCGUCUACCGACGUCCCCGAAACCGCCCCCGGCUAAAAAAGCCAAAUCACGAAUCUGCUGUAAGGUGUGCGGGAAGGCCUUUCACGCCAACGUCUCUUUGGUAAAUCACAUGGAGGUUCACCCAAAGGACGUCUGCGGCGUGUGCGGGGACUGUUUCCAGACCGAGGAGAGCUUUGAAGUUCACCUGAAGACGCACGUGAGAGCUGAAAUUUGCAAAGUUUGCGGGAAAUGUUUCGGCGCCUCCAGCUCUCUGGAGACGCACAUGAGGAUCCACACGGGAGAGAAGCCGUUCAACUGCAGCGAAUGCGGGAAGUCUUUCAACUGUCGCCACAACAUGAUGCGACACAUCCGGAUACACACUGGGGAAAAGCCGUAUCCUUGCACCAUCUGUGGAAAAUGCUUCAAUGACUAUUCCACGUUGAAACGCCACCUGCUGGUCCACGUGCACAAGAAGAACCAGGACCCGGAGAACGCUUUGGAAAAUGAAAACGGCGACGACGUCAAGACGAAGACAUCGUCAGCGAAAAAGCAGCCGACCCGGACCAUAUGUGAAGUGUGCGGGAAAACGUUCCACUCCGUUGUCUCUUUGGUGAAUCACGCCAAAAGUCACGCCACGGACCUCUGCGGCGUGUGCGGGACGCACUUCGACUCUGAGGAAAACCUCAAACUUCACCUGAAGACUCACAAGAACGGGAAGGUCUGUGAGGUGUGUGGGAAGUGUUUCGACAGCCAGGCGAACCUGGAGAUGCACAUGAGGAUCCACACGGGGGAGAAGCCGUUUCUCUGCAGCGAGUGCGGCAAAUCCUUCAACUGCCGACACAACAUGAUGCGACACAUCAGGACCCACACAGGAGAGAAACCCUACCUGUGCAACAUCUGCGGCCGCUGUUUCAGUGACCACUCCACGCUGAAGCAGCACAGCAGCACGCACACCGGAGACAAACCGCACCGCUGUGAGGUCUGCGGUAAAGGCUUCCACCGGAAGACAUACGUCAGGCUUCACAUGAAGAGCCACACAUCUGAGAAGUGACUGCUCUGUGAAUAUGCACGGGUGUAAAUAGGCUAUAUGACGGAACUUGUGUAAAAAAGAAAACCGUACAAGCUGAGCUGCUGGUGAGAGAAGACACCGUAGCAUGUAUGGCAUUGCCUAGCCUACAAUGCUGUGUCUAAUAUGCAAUUAGCCUACUUUGACAAGUCUUGCUGGGUUUUAGGAUGGCCUGUAGAGUUAUGAAUAAGCAAAACUCGGAGAGCAGCUGAAACUACGAAAAUAAGAAUGGUUGAUCCCCCCCUCGCCCGGACGUCGCUGCU
Molecule: messenger RNA, 2173 nt
Organism: Etheostoma cragini (Arkansas darter)
Lineage: Eukaryota; Metazoa; Chordata; Actinopteri; Perciformes; Percidae
Product: gastrula zinc finger protein XlCGF26.1-like
Exons: 2
Coding region: 210-1895 (561 amino acids)
Biological process (GO): regulation of transcription by RNA polymerase II
Molecular function (GO): DNA-binding transcription factor activity; RNA polymerase II cis-regulatory region sequence-specific DNA binding
Source: RefSeq, a predicted model, not a curated record